AUGCCGCACACAUUCCUCCCUCCAAAAUCCGCUGCCUGCCCCGUGUCCACCUCGUCCACCCCAAACAUAGCCGCUCCCCUCCCCUUCCCACUGCCUCCACAACGCUGCCUCCUCUUCGCGUGGGGUGGAGGCGGCCGGAUCCGUGGCCCGGUGUCCCGAUCUGCCGGGGGAUGGAUAGAUCCAAGCAGCCGCGGCAAGGAAGACCAAGGGCGCAUCGGCGGCGACGGCAUCCCCCGCAUCAGUGAACUCCCACUUCCAUUUUCAAUUCUCACCAUUCCUUUUCUACCUGCAGCCACAUGUGCAAUAUUUAUUUUUCCAUCUAUGCAGGGCGAUUCAGCAACUCUGCUAGUUAUAUAUGGAGUGUCUGUAAGGUUCUUAGAAAAGCUUAUGCUGAUGAUGACUUAUGAGGUUGUGAGCACCAAUCCUUCUGAUUCUGAAGGCGAAGCUGACAAAGAAAGGAAGGGCAAGGACCAAAUCAUCGGCAUCAGCCAAGAAGAAGUCCCCCCAGUGCCCCAGCCCCACCUCGUGGUCCCCGAUGCCCGCGCCGCAGGAAGGCCAAGAGCCUGCGGGGCGACCGCCCAGAGAGUAGAUGAAGAUGACGACAUGUCUCCUCCCUUCUAUUUCCGCUUCAGAUGCAGUCAGGCAGCUCAGGUGCGCGUCAGCAGCUGGUGUGCCAACGGAAGGAAGAAGAGGAAAUGUGGCGAAUGCACGACGGACUGGAAGCGCCGCCCGUGCAUCUCCACUAUGCUCUCCACCAGCAUGCUCUGGGGCUCCGCCACUUCGGUGCCAACUUGGGCUCCAAUGCCGUCGGGAGCAUCCCUCACCCUGCCUUCACAGGCCCUUUGGCAGGCACUGCUGCUGCGAUGA
Molecule: messenger RNA, 867 nt
Organism: Miscanthus lutarioriparius
Lineage: Eukaryota; Viridiplantae; Streptophyta; Magnoliopsida; Poales; Poaceae
Source: the annotation of a GenBank genome assembly